Messenger RNA from Triticum turgidum subsp. durum (durum wheat), 642 nucleotides. Lineage: Eukaryota; Viridiplantae; Streptophyta; Magnoliopsida; Poales; Poaceae. The record is from the annotation of a GenBank genome assembly.
AUGGCGGCCCCUCUGGUGCUCAUCCUCUUGGUCGCCAUGUUCACCGGCUCAGAUGCGAUGUACUGCGUGUGCAAGUCGGACGCGAACCCGGUGGCGAUGCAGAAGGCCAUCGACUACGCGUGCGGCAAGGGCGCCGACUGCACCCAGAUCACCUCCAGCGGGCCCUGCUUCCAGCCCUCCUCCGUCGUCGCCCACUGCUCCUACGCCUGCAACAGCUACUACCAGAAGAACGCCGGCAUGGGCGCCACCUGCGACUUCAUGGGCGUCGCCACCCUCACCGGCGCCGACCCCAGCGCCGGAUCCUGCAAGUACCCCGCCAGCGCAAGCGGCGUAGGCACCGGAGCAGGCACCGGCGGCAUGGGAACCGGCGGCACAGGGACAGGUACCGGCGGCAUGGGAACCGGUACAGGAACCAGCACCGGAGCGGGCACGGGCGUCGGCACCGGCACCAGCACCGGCGGCAUGGGGAGCAUGACCCCGCCGGGCGCGACCAGCACCGGGAUGCCGGGAAGCCCCUUCGGCGGCGGCGCGUACGGCCCAUCCAUGAACCAGGACUACAGCGCAGCCGUGGUCGGUCGCCGCGUGGCCGCCGCGGGGCUCCUCGUGGCGGCAGCCGCGCCGCUCCUCCUCCACUUCAUCUGA